Siniperca chuatsi (mandarin fish) is the source of this 3267-nucleotide messenger RNA. RefSeq names its product cytochrome b5 domain-containing protein 1. The record is from RefSeq and is a predicted model, not a curated record. The coding region runs from base 260 to 925 and encodes 221 amino acids. NCBI's taxonomy places the organism in Eukaryota, Metazoa, Chordata, Actinopteri, Centrarchiformes, Sinipercidae. The transcript has 7 exons.
AGUGUUUCUAAGUGUAUAAAUGAUGUCAAAGAGCAGCAGCAGCCUGAAUAUGAGCCAUUAAUGAAUACAAAGUUUGAAUCGGUCUUCUUCUUCUACAUAUAAAACAUACAUAGUUGGGUGGUGUCCUUCAUUUUAAUUGGCUAUCUGGCAGAGCGGAAGUGACGCCUCGGCCCCGCCCCUUGUCGCCAUAGUAACGCGCCAACGCCGCAGCGACCGUCGGGACAGCCCGGAGACAUUUGGGGCUGCUUUCUGUUUAGACAUGAGGCGGCAGAAGCUGAUGGACAGGCCGAAGUACUUCACCCCCGCCGAGGUGGCCGCUCACAACACCGCGGCCGACCUGUGGGUGUCCUUCCUGGGCAAAGUGUGGGACCUGACCCCGCUGAUGGAGCAGCACGCAGGUGACGUGCUCCUGCUGCCCAUCAUGGAGUCCGCAGGAAAGGACAUCAGCUGCUGGUUCGACCCGGAAACCAAAGACAUCCUGAAAUAUGUAGAUCCACUGACUAACUGUGUGAGGUACUACACCCCCAGGGGGCGCUUCGUGCACGUUCCCCCCGCCGGCCCUCGCUCCGACUGGGCCAGUGACAUCGGCCAGCCCUGGUGGAGGGACGAACGCUACGAGGUGGGACUGCUGUCCUCCAAAACCAGGUGGAUACGAGUCAUCAACACGCUGACGUCACAGGAGCAGCGACUGCAGGUGUGUUCGGAGGAGACUCUGGCUGAGAUCCUCCAGCGUUACCUGCGCUACAACUCCCACGCCUGCAGCUACACCUGGAAACAUGGCGGAGUGAGUCUGGACAUGAGCAGGACGCUCGGCGAGAACAACGUCCUCGAUGACGACCACGAGCUCACGCAGGUACGACUGGACCGAGACCUCUUCACCCCCGCCAUCCUCCUCCACUUCAACGAUGACCUCACUGAGGACUGACCUCUGACCUCAUCAGGGGCCGAGGUUUCUGAGCUGUGACCUGACAACACAGAAAAUAUUAAAGCUGCAUUAAAGAAGAGCAGAGCCGAGUGUCACCUGCUUCACUCCUCACCUGUACAGCCGCAUGUCAGAACCAGGGCAUUAAAUGAACAUGAGAAAUUCAUCUCUGAAUGUUUUAAUUAUUAGUAAAAGUCUGAUUUGAAUCUUAAAGUCUGACUUUAAUCACACAGAACUGUAACAUGUAAUUUCAAACCUGCAGUAACGUUUGUCUUCAGCAGAAACGUCUGUGAACGCAACAUUAACGGUUCGUCACCUUUACGCUGUCAGCAAACAGCUGCAGAGCGACAUGACGCUUCAUCAGGAGGCGUGUCUGUGUCGCCUGAUGAACGUCAGUCCGGUCUAUAUAAUACGAGUCUGGCUGCUGUUUGCUGCAGAGCAGCUCGUGUUCAGAGGCUUUUCACAGCUUCUUCUUCUCUGGAAGCGACGCUCUGAGAGCUGAGAGCGAACCAGCAGAUGAACAGCGAGCUGAAAGUCUCUACGAAGCUGCAGGUUCAGCUGAUGGUUCACACAACACACUGUCAGUUCAUGCCUUCAUUUAUAAAACUACACAUUACAGAUGCUUUACUCUCAGUGUUUUGACCUAAAGCUCCCUGUGAAGUUUUCUUGUAAACAGCUCCCUUUUACAUUCAGUGCUUCUCCCUUGUGUGUAUCACUGAGGUCUAACAACAGGGCUCAAUUAAAUUCCAUCCUCAUCAAACAUUAGCAGAGACGAUAUCAUGCAUUGUUUGCUUCCAUGUUUACUUCCUGUGUUCUUCUUCACUGCUUUUCUUGGUGCAGUGAUGCACCUGUAGAUCAGUGGAAUAGCGUGAACCUGGCGGCAGGAAUACGUAGCGCAUCGCUGACAUUUGAGCGCAGUACAAACAAACAGGAACCCACUUCUAAACAACAGUGCUCCAGAAAACUCCACAGGAUAGCUUUCAUUUUAAAAUUCUGACUUCAAUCUCGACAGUUUUAAUGGCUGGAUUGGCCAUACCUGCAGAGCUGCUGACGUUCCCAUCAGCCUCUGCUGCACUCUGUGUUUACUGCUAAUUAGCUAAUGUUAGCAUGCUAACACGCUAAACUAAGAAGGUGAACAUUAUAGCUGCUUAGCAUUAAAGGGGACGUGUGCUGAUUUUCCCCCUCAGCAUGUGUCUCCAGGUGUCUCCAGGUGUCUCCAGGUGUUGGGGAGUUCUGCUGCAGAUCUUUUAAAGUCGUACGAAGCCUUCAGUGUCGCAGAGGGGGCCGAGUGGAGUCUGAUAAGUGUCCUCAGGUGUCGGUUGGGGCUGAAGGCUACAAGUUUGAAGAUGAAACACAUCUGUUGGUGUGGAGUCAGAAAGAAGCUGCUGCUCGUCUCUGCUGCAGGCUCACAGAGCUGCUAGCACAGCUGUUGUCUACAUGUCUGAAAUAUAUAAGUACAAACUUAUAAAACUGCCUUACUGAAUGAUUUAAUAUUCCACAUACAGAUACAGGUGAAUGAUAUAACAGAGUAAUGGUGGUUCCUUUGCGUUAAAGGUUAAAUCCUAGUCGUCCCACAGAGUUUGAUGCGAACCUUCAUGUGAUUCGUUUGAGGAAGUGUCGACUUCCCUUCCGGAGAAAUCUGUCAGAACUAAAGGGAAGUUCGCUGAACUUCAGCGAGUCUUGGGAGGAUUCACUGGAAAUAGAACAAAUCUGUCAGCAGAUAUCUGAACAUCGGAGAGACGUUAUGAAACGUUGGACUGGAUCCAGAUAUAUUUCGGAGGUGAUGAAUGGACAGUUUUUGCACAGUUGGCUGGUUGAUGGGAGGAGGCCAGAAACCAGAGCCGCUUGUUGCUGCAGAAGUUUGACAGAAAACGACUCGUCUUUCCUCCCGGACUGUUUCUGCGACUGAGACUUCAACAAGGUGUAAGCUGGCUCAGAGCAGUGGUUGGGGUGUGAUGGUCAGCCAUCACUCCGGAGAGACUGAGGACACCUUCAUCUCUGACCUGGUGGUCGGACUCUGCACCGGACAGAUAAAGACCGGGGCUCCCUGCAGGUCGGAGCGUCUGGCCAAAUACAACCAGCUGAUGAGGAUCGAGGAGGAGCUCGGAGACAAGGCCAAGUUCGCCGGCAAAGACUUCCGCCACCCAAAGAUCAACUAAAGCUCCGUCCUGACUUCCUGUCUGUCACCGUGACAACUGACAACCUAUGACCACUGAAGCCCCUCCCCCUACAGCUGGGGGUGAGAGGUCAUAGGUCACGGCGGGUUUGACCCCGCCUUCCUAGCUAUAAUUCCAUUACUGAUGUUUUCUAUAUAAAACACAAUAAAGACGAAAGAAUAAAACAAA